This is a messenger RNA of Arabidopsis thaliana (thale cress), 1476 nucleotides long. It is a transcript of the gene GRF3, whose product is annotated as general regulatory factor 3. The record is from RefSeq and is marked reviewed. Bases 481 to 1245 code for a protein of 254 amino acids. NCBI's taxonomy places the organism in Eukaryota, Viridiplantae, Streptophyta, Magnoliopsida, Brassicales, Brassicaceae. The transcript has 5 exons. Gene Ontology annotation, molecular function: protein phosphorylated amino acid binding. Gene Ontology annotation, cellular component: nucleus; cytoplasm.
AUUUAUUUAUCAUUCCAUUUCUCAUUGUAUCUUCAUCAGUCUCUUCUUAUUCCAUUUUUUCAAACCACUUGCAAAAUUCGAAUCAGAUCUUCUCUUCAAUCGAAAAAAAAGAAAGGUAAAUCUCUCUCUCUCUAAUCAUCGUUCGUUUCGUAGUUUCUUCUUCUACGUGUAGAUCUGAUCUUUGAUUGUAUGUUUCUGGAGAUCUCGAUCUCAUCGAUUCUCUGUUCUUAUCACUGAUUCAGUGUGUUUGAUAUCUAAAUCCGAUUUGUGUGUAGGAUGUUAAAAUUUAGGUUUCGGUUUUGUUUCUGCUUUUGAACGAUUUUGCUCUAGAUUCGUUAUCCGUGAAGAACAUAGACGAGUAUGUAGAUCUUACUUCGGAUUCGCGUUGAAGAAUUUUCUCUAGAUUCGUCACCUAUGAAGAAGAUUCAUUGUGUUCUUAAUCUAGAUGAUUAGGAUUUGCUCUAGAUUGUUGAAUCGAAGAUGUCGACAAGGGAAGAGAAUGUUUACAUGGCGAAAUUAGCCGAACAAGCUGAACGUUACGAAGAAAUGGUUGAAUUCAUGGAGAAAGUUGCGAAAACUGUUGAUGUUGAGGAACUUUCAGUUGAAGAGAGGAAUCUUCUCUCUGUUGCUUACAAGAACGUGAUUGGAGCGAGAAGAGCUUCGUGGAGAAUCAUUUCUUCGAUUGAGCAGAAAGAAGAGAGCAAAGGGAACGAAGAUCAUGUUGCUAUUAUCAAGGAUUACAGAGGAAAGAUUGAAUCCGAGCUUAGCAAAAUCUGUGAUGGGAUUUUGAAUGUUCUUGAAGCUCAUCUUAUUCCUUCUGCUUCACCAGCUGAAUCUAAAGUGUUUUAUCUUAAGAUGAAGGGUGAUUAUCAUAGGUAUCUUGCUGAGUUUAAGGCUGGUGCUGAAAGGAAAGAAGCUGCUGAAAGCACUUUGGUUGCUUACAAGUCUGCUUCCGACAUUGCCACUGCUGAGUUAGCUCCUACUCACCCGAUAAGGCUUGGUCUUGCACUCAACUUCUCUGUGUUUUACUAUGAAAUCCUCAACUCGCCUGAUCGUGCUUGCAGCCUCGCAAAGCAGGCGUUUGAUGAUGCAAUCGCUGAGUUAGAUACAUUGGGUGAGGAAUCAUACAAGGACAGUACACUGAUUAUGCAGCUUCUUAGAGACAAUCUCACUCUCUGGACUUCAGAUAUGACUGUAACAGGAGAUGAGAUUAAGGAGGCAUCAAAGCCCGAUGGUGCCGAGUAAACCCGAAGAAGAGGAAGAGUCAUUUUAUAAUGGUAGAAAACUUUCAUGUGAUAAUCUGAGUGAGGGAUAGCUCAGGAUUCUUAUAAGAGACACAGUUUUAUUGUUGUUUGUUUGUUUUGAAACUACUUGCGAUUUAUCAUUCCUCCUUUAGCUUCCUCAAUAUUUCCUAUUCUCCUUUCUAAUGAAAUCAAAACUUGGUUAUUUCUGAUAUGGUAGUUGUCUUUAUUUUCU